Messenger RNA from Durotheca rogersii, 846 nucleotides. RefSeq lists its product as uncharacterized. Bases 1 to 846 code for a protein of 281 amino acids. The record is from RefSeq and is a predicted model, not a curated record. The transcript has 2 exons. NCBI's taxonomy places the organism in Eukaryota, Fungi, Ascomycota, Sordariomycetes, Xylariales, Xylariaceae.
AUGGGCACCAACGCCAGCGACCCGAUAUCGCACCUGGGGCUGUCGUGCCCGUCCGGCGGGGCCGUCUACGUCUGCCGGGACAGCGCGGUGCGCUUCGUCGGGUGCUGCGCCGCGGACCCGUGCGCGGACGGGUCCGGGGACUGCCCGGUCGGCGCCGUGCGGCCGGCCAGCUUCGACGCCGCGCGCUACUUCGACAUCCCGGCGCAGGCGUGCGCCGCCGCCGCCGCCGCCGCCCGCAGCGCCUGGUACACCUGCGCCGUCGCCGGCGGCGUCAGCUUCCUCGGCUGCUGCAACUCCGACCCCUGCGCGCAGCGCGCCUGCCCGCUGCCCGACCUCGUCCCCGCCGUCCUGUCCGACGACCGCGAGGCCGCCGCGCCCUUCCUCGCGCCGGCGGCGUCGGCCCGGCCCGUGCCCGAGGACGGCGGCAGCGGUGGUGGUGGCGAUGGUGGCGGCGGCGGCGCGCACGUCAGCAAGAUCAUCGCCGGCGUCGUCGCCGGCGCCGCCGCGCUGCUGCUGGUGUCCUGCUUCGUCUGGCUGUGCUGGCGGUGGCGGCGGCGCCGGCCCGUCCAGAGCAGGGCCCGCGACGACGGCAGCCGCGUCGAGGCGCGGCCGGGCACGCCCUGCGGCCCUAGCAAGGGGCACCUUUCGACCAGCACUGCGGCCACGGGGGCGGCCUGCGCCGAAGUCGGCGGCAAGCACCACCUGCUGCAGCCGCUGCUGCCGGUGUGGCGGGCCCCUGACGCUCCGACGGAGGGCGGCAAGAAGCCGUCGCUAGCGGCGGCAGCGGCGACAGUCCCGGACGGCGUUCUGGAGCUCGAGGGCUCUGGCCCUGGCGCCCGCGGUUAA